GUCGGAGCGGAAGGGACACCCAGAGACUGAGAUGAGAGAGGAGCUAUAAGAAGAGAAACCAGUCGCAGCAAAACAGAACUCUCGACAAACGCACGCCCUCUUUGCGCUCUCCGUUUCUUUGCUCCUGGAUGGAAUUGUUUUACUUUGCAUCGUGGGACUGCGCUGCGGACGGGGCGGGGCGGCCCAAUGGCCCCCCUGGAGUUACUCUGCUCCCCUUCACGCUUCCCUCCCGGCGCCGCCCCGCGAUUGGCCGGCGCGCCCCCGGGCUGCCGCCGAUUGGUGCUCGCCGGCUGGAGCCGCGGGGCUUAAAGAGGGGGCGGGGGCGCGCUGCCCAGCAGCGCUGCUUUCCCCGUCGUGCGCCCUUCACCGCUGAGCUCGCAGCCUCCGGCGCCCACCUCCGCUUCCAGUGUCCCGCUUCGGGCCGUCGCCCUCCAGCGGCUCGCGAGCGUGGGAGACGUACCUGGGCAGGCACUGUCCAGCCCAGGCCCAGGCACAGCCGUGAGGGGCGAGGCACGCAGACAUCCUGGCGGCCACCAUGGUGGCCACGUGCCUGCAGGUGGUGGGCUUCGUCACGAGCUUCGUGGGCUGGAUCGGCGUCAUCGUGACCACCUCCACCAAUGACUGGGUGGUGACCUGCGGCUACACCAUCCCCACCUGCCGCAAGCUGGAUGAGCUGGGCUCCAAGGGGCUGUGGGCCGACUGCGUCAUGGCCACGGGGCUGUACCACUGCAAGCCCCUGGUGGACAUCCUCAUCCUGCCGGGCUACGUGCAGGCCUGCCGCGCCCUGAUGAUUGCUGCCUCGGUCCUGGGUCUGCCGGCCAUUUUACUGCUGCUGACUGUUCUUCCCUGCAUCCGGAUGGGCCAGGAGCCCGGUGUGGCUAAGUACAGGCGGGCCCAGCUGGCUGGUGUUUUGCUCAUUCUGCUGGCUCUCUGCGCCAUUGUUGCCACCAUCUGGUUCCCUGUGUGCGCCCACCGUGAGACCACCAUCGUGAGCUUUGGCUACUCCCUGUAUGCAGGCUGGAUUGGUGCUGUGCUGUGCCUCGUGGGUGGCUGUGUCAUCCUCUGCUGCGCUGGAGAUGCCCAGGCCUUUGGUGAAAACCGUUUCUACUACACUUCGGGCUCUAGCUCCCCGACUCAUGCCAAGAGUGCCCACGUAUAAGAGGGCUGCCCGGCUGCCCACAGAGGUGCUGUAGAUGCUGGGCCCAGGGCCCUAGGUUUGCUCGUCACAAUGGGGGGAAGCCCACUCCUCUGCCAGGCUCUAAAGCCAAAGGUCUAGAAAAGCAUCCUGUCUGGCAUUUUGUAGUCUUAACUUUUCCCCCUUUCCCCCAUCUUUUGGUUGCCUUAAAAGAAAUCUCUAGCUCAGAUAAUGCCCAGACAUUUUUCCCCAUGGUGUUGCCUCCUAUUAGCUCUUUUCUUGGGCAUUCCUUUGCUGUUUAUUAAAAAUAUAUUAUAUAUAUUUUGUUUCUUUAAAUUUCAAAUGUUUUGCAAACAUCACUGAGUUAGGUGGGGGCGGGGAAGAGAAAUACAAGACACUUUUUUUUUUUUUUAAAUAGGGCCUCACUGUUGCUCAGGCUGGAGUGCAGUGGUGUGAUCUCGGCUCACUGUAGCCUCAACCUCCCAGGCUCAAGUGAUCCUCCUGCCUCAGCCUCCCAAGUAGCUGGGACUACAGGUGUCCACUACUACACCCAGCUAAUUUUUAAGUUUUUUGUAGAGAUGAGGGCUCCCCCUAUGUUGCCCAGGUUGGUCUCAAACUCCUGGACUCAAAGUAUCCUCCCGCCUCGGCCUCCCAAAGUGUUGGGAUUAUAGGAGUGAGCCACUGCACCGGCCAAGACGCUUUUCAAACUGAUACAGAUGACAAUGGGAGCCUCAUAAAGAUGGCUUUUGUUUCUUCCCUUCAAGGUCAUUUACUUGUACGAGACAGAAAAAGAUAGCACUGGGGACAUGGGAUGGGGAAGGGAGGGGAAUAGUGGAACGAACUUUCCAUGGGAAACUUUCCCUUUUGUAAGUUGAGGGCCAGGGGUAGGGAUAUUUUUUAGUUUGUGAUUUUACAUUUAUCUGUACAUACUUUUUCAAGAUUGAUCAUUUUUAUAACCAUGGUUUUCCUGAAAUCCUCAAUUCAUCAAUAUGAAGGAAAUGAACCACAUAGACUUUAUGCAAUAAAUAACAGUGCAAGUGAGUAUAACUUUAACUGAUGUUCCACAAAACAUUUUUGAUUUCAGGUUUGUAUGAUGUAGUUUUUAAUCGUACAUUUUCAUAUGCUUCAAACUAACACAUUUUUAAAGCUUUCCCCCACUUUUCUCUCUAUUUGCAAUGUUAGCCAUCUUGAAGUGAUGUUGUUUAACAUAAAUUGUACUGUUGAAUUUGGCUUUACGGGUGUAAACACUGAUGGUAUAUCAGUAUCUGAGACCCCAAACUCUCCAAAUACUGAUGGUGCAUUUUAUUCUUUAAGUGAAAUCUGUGCAAUAAAAUAACAGACUGUCUGCAAAA
Messenger RNA from Symphalangus syndactylus (siamang), 2487 nucleotides. It is a transcript of the gene CLDN11, whose product is annotated as claudin 11. NCBI's taxonomy places the organism in Eukaryota, Metazoa, Chordata, Mammalia, Primates, Hylobatidae. The record is from RefSeq and is a predicted model, not a curated record. Gene Ontology annotation, cellular component: bicellular tight junction; membrane. Gene Ontology annotation, molecular function: structural molecule activity.